AUGCUGGCGGGUGAACUCCGUUUGGCCAGCUUGCGAUACACCUCUCCGGCGUCCAUCAAGGCGUUCCUGCGGGUGUGCGAGGAUCAUGCGUCACAACGGAUGUUGCCGAAAAUCCCCGCGAACGGAAGGAUGCCGAUGGUUAUGAUCACCACGUGGACAAGUUUCGAUUUCGCAUGCCUCGACUUUUCUGGAGCUGCAUGCGAUCAGAGCAAACCGGUCAGAGCUCUCUUCGUGCACCCCCUUGUUCGGAGCCUGCGACAGGGAGUGUGGCCGUCUGCAUAUACGCUGAAAGGUGCACAGAAGGGUGGGUAUUGGCUGCGAGCCUGGAAUACUCCGUCGGGAUGGGAGAGGUUCAGUCAAAUGGUGAAUGCUGAUACUCUAUAA
Molecule: messenger RNA, 384 nt
Organism: Aspergillus luchuensis
Lineage: Eukaryota; Fungi; Ascomycota; Eurotiomycetes; Eurotiales; Aspergillaceae
Exons: 1
Coding region: 1-384 (127 amino acids)
Source: RefSeq, a predicted model, not a curated record